This is a messenger RNA of Leptosomus discolor (cuckoo roller), 678 nucleotides long. Its product is annotated as gap junction beta-2 protein-like. Gene Ontology annotation, cellular component: connexin complex. The record is from RefSeq and is a predicted model, not a curated record. Gene Ontology annotation, biological process: gap junction-mediated intercellular transport; cell-cell signaling. Lineage: Eukaryota; Metazoa; Chordata; Aves; Leptosomiformes; Leptosomidae. Gene Ontology annotation, molecular function: gap junction channel activity.
AUGGACUGGGGAACUCUGCAGGCCAUUUGAGGAGGCGUAAAUAAACACUCCACCAGCAUCGGGAAGAUAUGGCUCACAGUCCUGUUCAUCUUCCGUAUCAUGAUCCUGGUUGUGGCUGCAGAGAGAGUCUGGGGAGAUGAACAACAAGAUUUUGUCUGCAACACGCUUCAGCCUGGUUGCAAGAAUGUUUGCUAUGAUCACUUUUUCCCCAUCUCUCACAUCAGACUCUGGGCCCUGCAGCUGAUCUUUGUUUCCACGCCUGCGCUGCUGGUGGCCAUGCAUGUAGCUUACAGGAGGCAUGAGAAGAAAAAGCGAUUCAGAAAUGGUGAGAAAAUUGAUAUCGAAGAGCUGAAAAAUGAAAAGAUUCACAUUCGGGGCCCACUGUGGUGGACGUACACCAGCAGCAUCUUCUUCAGGAUAGUCUUUGAAGCCGUCUUCAUGUACAUGUUCUAUUACAUGUACGAUGGGUACCAGAUGCCUCGCCUGGUGAAGUGCAAUGCAUGGCCCUGCCCCAACACAGUGGAUUGUUUUGUUUCUCGACCCACUGAGAAAACCACAUUUACUAUUUUCAUGCUUGCUGUGUCUGGGAUCUGCAUGAUGUUGAAUCUGGCUGAGUUGUGUUACCUAAUGAUAAAAAUUUGCAUGAAAGAAUCAAAGAGAACAACAGCUUUAAAAUAA